AUGCAGGAUUUAAUUCUGCAGAUGACAGGUCAGCUGGAGCCUUGGCGACCCUGGGCAGAACAGUUGCAGGCCAAGCGAAGGAUGAAACUUCAGAUGAAAUCCUGCGCUUGGGAAAACCUGUUGAUGAUUCUUCAUCCUCGCUCCAGUGGCAACAAACGAUACGACACCUACUGUGACGAGGCAAAGCAUUGGCAGAGUGUGGAAAAGCAUCACCCUGUGGAGCGUUGCCGUGCAAUUCGGACUUUGUGCUCUGGUGCCACUCCUGCGACGUUCUACGGCUCUCUCACAACGAAGCUGGUGGCCGCUACUUGGAGCUAUGCUGUCGUCAUGGCAGUCCCCAAAAGGUUCUUAUCAAAUAGCCUAUCGCAAUAUUCGACCCACUACGUGGAGUUUUCCUUGAAGAUCGUUGCCAAGUCCAGCAAGUUGAUGCCAACGAUGUUGAUCUCAGGGCUUCUGGGCAACUCCAGGUACUUUCAGGCAGUGGACUAUAUUGCUGCUAUCCUGCUAUGUGCUGGAACUGCCUUCUUUUCUUACAGCCCAAAGGCCAGCGUGAGCACAACUUCGUCACAAGUGGCACUGGGCAUGUGCGCCUUGGGCCUCUCGUGUGUGUUUGACGGCUUGGUUCCCAAUGUGCAGCAGCGCUUGCUGCGAGAUACAACCCCUUCAGAAUUGAUGGCCCGAACCAACGCUGUGGGAGCCGUAGCAGGAGGGGCCGUGGUGGGCGCAGUGAGGAUGCAGCUGUAG
Messenger RNA from Cladocopium goreaui, 744 nucleotides. The record is from the annotation of a GenBank genome assembly. Lineage: Eukaryota; Dinophyceae; Suessiales; Symbiodiniaceae.